Molecule: messenger RNA, 3882 nt
Organism: Coturnix japonica (Japanese quail)
Lineage: Eukaryota; Metazoa; Chordata; Aves; Galliformes; Phasianidae
Source: RefSeq, a predicted model, not a curated record
CUGUGCUUUCUGUUGUAUUACAGGCAUUUCUUUUGGUAACCACUGAAUUUGGGAAAACAUAAAGGACAUCUGCUGCUUUUAAAGCCAACUGUAUUUUCAAGGCAAAACAGGCAACAGAAAGAGCAUUGCUCUUUGUAAGACCAAAACCAUCAAGCAAGGAUAUAAGGGAUAUAACUUAUAUUCAGUAAUAAGGAAGAGGACAGAGGAAAGCAGGGUGUAACAACAGGUGAGAGGAGAAAACAGCGAAACAACACAACAAAACAACCCUUUGCUCUUAUCAGCUGGACUGGCCCAACAACAGCCCAUUCAGAAACCAGGAAAUGCAGCUAAAGGAAGGGCUGAGACAUGGCCAUGGGUGGGGGGAACAAAAGGGGAGGAAACACAAGACAGCAGCUGUACUGGGGAUCAAGGCUCAGGACUCCCACCCUGCCCUGAAAGCUCAGGCUGUGGUUAAGUUUUCCUGAUGUCUUUCCACGUGACGAUCUUUGUUCUGUGACCUAAAUGAAAUCAAUUGUACAAUAAUUCUCCUGGGUACGGCAACCUUCGCCUGUAAUCUCAAAGAUUACACCUACUCUCCAGCUGUGGGGCUUUGGGUAGGGACACAAGGGAUUUCUGAGCACCGUGGGCUCAUGUUUUAAUACAAUUGCUUGGCUGCUCCUCCCAGACAACUGAGGGGGCUGUGUCUUUCUAAUCAACUGCUUCAGAGCGUGUUAAGAAGAAAAGGCUUUGGCUCUCGCUUGCCCCCCAAGGCCCAUCAGAUCGGGGCUGCGGAGGUAAUAGAAGCUGUCAGAGAUCUGCCUAAAUGCAGACAGUGGGAUCAAAGCAGAUGAGGGACAUGCACAAUGGGGAUGUUUGGUGCAGAGCCCAUCACCUCAGCAUAUAACCUUAGACUAGAUGAUAUGGUUCCAUCUCCAUUGCAGCCCUGUUGCACUCGCUGGGCUGCCAGGCAGCCUUUCCCCCCCUAGAACACAGCAGAUAUCAGAGCACAGCAAUGAGACAACUGGGAGUGAAUGAGCUGAAUGCAACGUUUGAGCAGCAGCCGAGAGCUUCCAUCAGUGUUCUGUGCCAUAAGUAAAAGCAGUGCCCCUGCCUCUGUGCCUCUGCACUGCUGAGAAAGUGGAUUGUGGUUUUGAAGGCUCCUGUGUUAACUGUGUUCCCUUUGGGGAUGUGAGGAGCUGCUGCUCUCAAGUUGUGGGACUGAUACAAGGAACAACAGGAAAACAGCAACGUGAACAUCGUGUCCCAAGGAGAAGUUGUGUCAUGUGUUGUCUGGAUGCAGAAAGGUACACACGUCUGUGUUUGUGAACUGGCACCUCCCACACCUCGCUCUGAAACCACUGGGAGAACAAACCUCACCUUCAAACUGCAGAUCUCUGCUUCCCAACAGCUGCAAAACCAGACCCCAGAAGUGGAAAAACAACCCUGAACCGCACAAAGAUGAGCAGAACAGCUUCAGUUCUUGUGACAAAUGACCAUCCUCAUGCACUGGGCAGAAGGAGGAGCACUGUGUGAUUAACUGUUCCCCUCUUAGAAUAUCAGAUAAUGAUGCUAUCAGCACCCACCUGGUGUCCUCCAGUUCUCUGCUCUCAGCAGCUUUGCACAGGUUGCUCUGGGAGGGGCUGCUGUGCCCUUCCAUGUUUCACUUAGAAGCUGGCAAACCUGUCUCCAAGCCUGGAAUUAAACUCAGCCCUGCUGGCUUUGUUAUUAUGUUCAUCUUUGUGUUACUUAAAUGCUCUGUGCUCCUGCUCUGGGCUGGCAGCCAUCCAUCUUAUCUCAUUGCAAAGUAAAUGUGCCUUCGUGUAGAACUGCCUCAGACCAUCAGCCUGCAGCCCUUCUGAUAUUGGUGAGUGAAGCUGGCACUGGGAGAGGUUGUUUGAGGAUGUGGAACCCCCAUAAUGUGAUGUUGGUGCAUCCACUGGUUGUGCUCCAUCCUGAAGGAGAGCAGUCGCUGUGCUUUGCAUCACUGCAUGACUUCAACUGCAUGACUUUAUGUGCACAAAGUGAGGUCAGCUGUUCCAAAACUGCUCAGACAAUGAAAUGUGGCACUAACAGAGACACCUCCCCUCUGUCAGAGCAGCUGAGACAGACUCCAGUCAGAGCAGGAGGAACCGAAGUUGUGUUGGACCUGUUGAUGGAACGCAAUAACUCUGCACAGCAAUAACUCUGCACAGCCUUCUGUCCUGGGAAGGGCUGAGGUUCUGAAAGAGAAGUUCCCUUUCUGCUGCCUGUCCCAGUCACAGCAGCAGAUCAGACCCAUCACCAGAUGCUCCAGGGAUCUCCUGUGUGUGUGGACACGGCUGCACCAUUCAGACAGGAAAACCUUUGGGUCACAGACACGCUGCAGGAGGUGCUCACCAACACCUGCUCCCUGAAAACCACCAUCCAGGUCUUCCAGGAGGAGCUGCAGCUCCUGAAGGGCAAUUUCCAGAAGGCUGGGCUGGAGGAGCUGCGAGAGCAGGCAGUACAGCAGGACAAGCACAGCCACCUCCUGCAGAGCAUCCUGAGCCAAAUGGCAGAGAUGCGGCAGCAGCUGAACUUCUUCCCCUGGCAGACCGGUGUGUUGUGCUCACUCUGCAGGCUGCCUGCUGGUGAGAACCUCUCCAGCCAGGAGCUCAUCCCUGAGGCCUCACAGAAAACAGCCCUCAGGGCCCCGUGCAGGCUGAGCUGUCUGUCAGAGCAGCAGGAGGAUGUGGAGACCUGCAUCACCUGCAGCAAGAGCACGCUUCAGCAGCACGCCCCCGUGUCCCUGUCUUUCUCCCAGCCACGCUGCCUGCAGCAAAGCUUUGGUGUGUUUUCAGCUGGCCUGAGGACCUCAGAGGAUGCGGCUGUGGAGAAGAUGCAGGGAGAAGGGUCAGAUUUUGGCAGGGAGGUGCUGAACCAGGUGGGACAGCUACAAGAGCAGUGCAUAAGACUCCAGGAGGUUGCAGAGCAGCUGUGGGGUGACUCCAUGGACACCCAGAAAGAAGAUGAGACUACACUGGAGACCAAAGCAAGCCAGGAUGAGUUGCAAAAUACCAUGGGCCAGCUGAACGAGAUGAUGCAGGACUUGCUGCAGAGGAUGUUCCUGCAUGGCCAGGACAGGCAUAAAGCUUCAGAGCACAUCAGAGAGAUGAACUCCAAGGCACAGCGACAGCAGACUAGGAGGCUCGACAAGCAGUGCCACUGCCAUGGACCUUACCUUAAUGCCAACAGUGCCAAUAGCUUCAAGAGGGACCUCUCUUGUCCCACCAAGUGCAUGUCCUGUGACAGACCUCUGGCUGCAGCCCCAAGGAUGCCCUUGGUGACAGUGCGGAAGGCCAGCAUGCACCUCCAGUCCCAUCAGACCAGCGGCUCCAACUGCCUGGCACAGCAGCUGUCAGGGAGAGAGGCUGAAGGGAGCGACCAGAUGAGCCAGGAUCCUACACCUCCCACCCAGCCACCAUCUGCCUCCAGCUCCCUCACCACCGUCUGUCCCUUCGGAGUCCCUGCAGACCUCACUUACAAGAACGGUCAAGUGGAUAUUUUGGGCAUUGAUGGAAUCAUCUACAAGGGCAGGCUAAACUCACAGGCCACCAAUGGGACCAACACUCAAGGCAGGGACUUCCCAGGCACCAAAUCCCCCCAGCCCUCUGCUCAGCACACCAAAGAGAAGGUGCGCCGCAACCCCAAGUACGGCAGCCAAUACGUGUCCCCAUACUCAUGUGCUGCCAUGAGGACAAGGACGGUCUCCUCAACGGGUCGGUGUUCGGCCUCUGUGGGUGGCAGCAGGAUGGCAAGUGUCUGAGCUGGCUGCGGGUGGUGUGAGUGUACAGCAAGGGGCUGCAGGGACUGCAUCUCCUCCCUCACAGCCUCUUAUCACAGCAGGUUAACACCAUAUGUCAUAAAUAUCUCUGCUGCCCGGGC